Molecule: messenger RNA, 3135 nt
Organism: Fusarium vanettenii 77-13-4
Lineage: Eukaryota; Fungi; Ascomycota; Sordariomycetes; Hypocreales; Nectriaceae
Exons: 3
Coding region: 1-3135 (1044 amino acids)
Biological process (GO): exocytosis; Golgi to plasma membrane transport
Cellular component (GO): exocyst
Source: RefSeq, a predicted model, not a curated record
AUGGCCGACACCGAGCGAACAAUCCUCGAUUUCUACCAGAUCCCUACACUAUAUCCUUCAGAGUGGCCGGCAGAGAAGGACCUGGAAGACUUUGACUCGGACGAUGAUGAGAAGGAUGUCAAGUUGCAACGAAGACAGUCCCGAUACCAGGCGCUUGAGCGAGCUGUGAGCACGCGAAAGAGCGUGAUACCGGGUUCAGAAGGCGGCAAGGGCGGUGUUGGGAAUCUGGUUCAAAAAGAUGAGCCAGACCCCCUGGGAACUACAGACAGCGUCGUUAGAACGCUGAAGCAUCUUGGUCUACCGCUUCAAGAUGAUCACCGUCUCCGAAACCGAUUUCUCCUCUCCUCGACGACAUUCUCCCCCGCUCUAUUCCUCUCACAGAUGCAUGCGACUGCAGAUACUCGAAGUUUACUUACCGGUCUCGACGUUCUCUCACAAUCCAUCGAUCAGAAGUCGGCUUCACUCAAAGUCCUCGUUGAGACAAACUUUGAGAGAUUCGUCAAGGCGAAAGCUACUAUAGAUAAUGUCUAUAAGGAGAUGAAGUAUCGCGGCGUCGAACCGCCUUCCGCCCGCGCUCGUGGUCAUUCCCGCGCUGCUAGUCGCAGUAGCUUCCGGAACAGCGGCGUUGGAGCUGGACUGGGGCUCAGCAACCCGCUUGGAUCACCUGCGGCAGCUGAUACGCGAAAGAAGAAUGCGCUUACCAAGGAGAGCGAGUAUGGUGUCCUGGGUAUCAAGGCCCCUCUACUGGACGUUUCGGCCAAAGCUGAGGACGUCUGGGGCCCCGCCCUGGGAGGACGAGAAAAGGAGGAGAACCUCAAGACCGUGUCGAACCACAUGACUAGGUUUAAGGACUACGUGGAGCUGAGCAGCCAGGUAGCCGACAGCAUUAAACGCAAGGACUAUGAGUCACUCGUCGAGGAGUUUAACAAGGCCAGGAAGAUUGCGGAUGAAGCACGGCGAUUGUCCGAUGAUCUGGCGGGAGACACUCCCACUGAGCCGCAACUCUAUCAACUAUUGAUGGCGGCGCGGAUGUGGCAUGAUGUGGACCAGCAGAUUCGGAGCUUCAAGCGCGAUGUGUGGAAGAGGCUCGUCACCCUUCAUACGGCAUCCAAGUCGGAUGCGAUGACGGGCAGAGGCUCAGAUCAGCACACGGAGCUCAUCAGUCUACUCCUUGAACUUGGCGCUGACGAUAACCCGAUCUGGGUCUGGCUUCUGAGCCGAUAUGAUUAUCUCAAGGGCAAGAUCCAGUCAACGGCGGACCGCUCAAAGGUUGAGAUUGAGGUGCUUCGUCGCAGACUGGCUGUCGCCGAUAAACCAAACCCAAGCACGAUCGCAGCUCAUCUGAGAUCCCUUGGCCGGUCGGUAAUUGAGGGCAAGCCCCUGACUUUCGACUCUGCCGAUGUGAUUGAACUUUGGGAGAAGAUGCUCGCAUUCUUGAGCAGCCUGUUGUCGUCCAAGGGCAUUCUCGCUGAGGUUGUGGAUUUCUGGCAGAUGGUCUCAGGAUUCAUUGAUGGCAAGUCUCAAGCAACUCUCCCCGUGGGCUAUCUCGGAGAAUCCAAACACCAUCAUGAACUAUCGCCGCAGAGUGUCGGCGAGUUGCGGAAGGGAGCGGUCGAACUGGUGGACAUGCUCCGGGAGCACGUCUUUGCCUUCUUCGUGGAUUUGCCCCCUGAAGAUGUCUCGCUAUUGUUCUCGCCAUUGCCACCAACGCCAAACUCACCUUCUCCUGUACCACACACCCCCAGAUCUGGUGGACGGACGCCGACUUCGGCGCGAGAUCCUCGUUUCAACUUUGACCCGAAUAACCUACCACCACCAUCACCCAAGAGAGGUGAGGCAUGGGAGAAGCUCGCGUUCUGGCCGCCCUGGUCAAACUCCAUCAGUGGUGUUCACUACCUAUCCAAGAUGCUCACCCUUGUUGGCUCAGGAGCAUCUGAUAUGGCGAGUAUUGAUCCCAUUGCCUCAGGGGACAAUCAGGUGCUGGAACGCCUCAAGACCCUCGUCGGAGGCUCACGAGAGCGCUGCGUCACUGCCUUGUGCGCUGCUUGGAACCGAGAUGCCGAAAAUAUUAAGUAUGCAGAGGACUGGGAGCGCUCAGCCGAGCUGGGUGACGUGACGAGAAUGCCAGCGAGCUUUGCUGCCUUUGAGGGGGCUCUGCUCACGGGGAUGCAAAAGAUCCUAUAUAUCUCUGACGCCAUGUCCAAGCCUGGAGCGGGAGAUAUCGUCUUGCCGCCCCCGGCGAAGCUUCUUCAGAUGGUGCGCAGUCAAUACGUUUCCACCCUGUACAAGGCCUUGAGUGGAAUGGUUGAGAACGCUGAACGCUCUCUGAAGAGGACCGAAGAUGACUGGUCCAUCGAUGGCGAGGGAUCACUUGCGUCAGCUGCGAUACCCUCGAUGGCGGGCAAAGCGGCGUUGAAUUCUGGAGACAGGAACAUUCGCAUGCUCAUGACCCUUAGCAACCUCCAAUCACUCCGCUCGCAGGUCGUGCCGAGUCUCAACUUGCAGUUUGAAAACGCCUUUUUCGUCAAGUUGAUGGAGGAAUCAAAGAAGAUUCGCGAAGUCCUCGGACAAAUCCACGAGCGGCUCUUCCAGUCCUACACUAAGCAGUCGAUCGAAAACCUUCGUGACAUCAUUCAGUCCGGCGUCUCGGCUCCCGACUGGGCCCCUGGCCAUGGCCAACGCACCCAAACGGCCAAGCCAUAUGUCUAUGAGGCUCUCCUCAGCCUGGUCCUCGUCCACUCGCAAGUCUCGACUACGGCACCCGCCCUCACCUUUGAAGUACUGUCCUUCCUCCUCGAGCAGACCUCGAUCCAGCUCCUCGAGGCCUUCCGCCGACGCCCGCGCUACUCCCUUGAAGCUCUCAUGCAAGCGACUCUCGACGUCGAGUUUGUCGCCCAGACCCUCAGCCACUACACUUCAGAGCGUGCUUCGGAGCUGCAGAGCCAGAUCUACCAGGAGCUCGACGCACGUACUGACAACGAGGCCCGCGCCCGUCUGCAAGGCGAGCUGGGUGAGAUGCGCAACGUGCUCAAGCGCCUGCGCGACGCCAGCAAGAACGAGUUUGCCUGCUUCCGGAAGCCCAAGCGGCCGGGCCACGGGCCGAGCCGGAACAACAGCGGCAUCUCGUCGACCUAG